This is a messenger RNA of Cynoglossus semilaevis (tongue sole), 3283 nucleotides long. RefSeq names its product myotubularin related protein 11 (gene mtmr11). Gene Ontology annotation, biological process: phosphatidylinositol dephosphorylation. The record is from RefSeq and is a predicted model, not a curated record. Gene Ontology annotation, cellular component: cytoplasm; membrane. The transcript has 18 exons. Lineage: Eukaryota; Metazoa; Chordata; Actinopteri; Pleuronectiformes; Cynoglossidae.
UUUUCCUCUUUUUACUGAGCGUUUGAAUGUCUCAUUAUGGUGAAGAAGCAGAAAAACAAAUAGGGAGGAAACAAGCGGCUGCGUGUAUGCGUGUGUGUUAGCGACUCAUGGCAUCUCCUUAGAGUCCGCUUUAGUUUUGUCAGUGUGGUCAGGAGACGGAAUGUUCGCUAGCGAAAGGAGCCAUUGAGGAGGAAAAAUAGUUUUCAGCUCACUGUCGACAGAGGUGCUAACCAAAUGCUGUUGAACCUGGACCAGCAUCUCUACUCAUUUUCCAUGAUACCCUUUUUAAAAGCCGUGCAUUUAAAGGGAGAGGAGUCGUCCGAGUAAGCUUGGAAUUACAGUCACAUUUAUUAUUGUUCUAAAUUGUAUUCCGUUAGCUCAUUAUUCUUUAUUCGUCUCGGCUGGAGUUGAGUCAUCGUUAAAGAUGUUGACUGGAUCCAAAACCACAUUCAAAGUGAGACAAAUGUUGCCUGACAUCAAGGAGAGAAUGCUAAGUCAGAGUGGCGUGAACUCCAGGAGCAGAGAUGUGUUUGGACUACAUUGCCUUCCAGGUGAGUGUAUACUCCAGAGAGCUGUUAUGGUGAGGAAGAAGUUGACUGCCAGGGAAGGGAGAGGUUGGCUUUCUGGUACGCUCUUCUGUACUCACUUCAGAGUGGCCUUUGUGCCACAGGAAAGUAUCAAACCUGAUGACAAUGCAGACCCUGUGCUUUUGGGAGAUCAUGAUGUGGCUUUGGCAUCGAUAGACAAGGUUGUAGUUGUGGGACCUAACAGGACCAAGCUUAUGACCCCAAACUCCUCACUUAAAUUCACACCCGAGGAGCUGGUGCUUUACUGUCGGGACAUGCAGGUCAUCUGCUUCCUGUUUGACCGCCUCACUCCUGAUGCACAGGUCAUAGAGAUGACUUACACCAUUGUAAAGACCUACCAACCACUUAAACCAGGGUCAGUUUUAUCUUUCCAGAAUGCUGCUCUUGGGAGUAUAGAGAUGAAGCAGUUCUUAAGCAACCGUCGGCGAGACACGAAGAUGAAUUGGUUUGAGACGACCUCCGACUGGGAACAAGAACUUGCCAGGUGUGCGGCCACUGGCUGGAGGGUCAGCUCAGUCAACGACCGCUUUGAGAUGUCCACCAGUCUGCCUAGGUUCGUUGUGGUACCACAGAAAGUUUUGGACACGGAGUUGAAAAAAAGCUUUGCCCACUUCAACGAUGGACGCAUCCCUCGCUGGUGUUGGCAGCACCCACAAGGCAGCGUCCUACUGAGAAUGGCCAGUUUCCAGAACAACAUUUACCACGAGAAAGAUGACAUCAGGAACCUGGAGAUGAUCUUGUUCGGUUGCCAUUCUUCUCUGUGUGUGGUGGUGGAGCUGGAUGAGGAGCUGCCGUCUCCCCCCGAAGUCCAUGUGGCACACACAAAGUGACUCCUUUUACUUCUGUCUCGUACUGUAGAUAUUUCCGCAUCUCUGUCCGUAACUGACGACAAAUGGUUAUCUACCCUGGAAAGCACACACUGGCUGGAUUAUACAAGGUCCUGUUUAAGGAAAGCUUCAGAAGUAGCUUGUCUUCUUCGCGGCAGCCACUUGACUGUGGCACUGCAGGAAGCUGAGGACCGGGACAUGAGCUGCGUGGUGUCCAGUCUGGUUCAAGUGAUGUGUGAUCCUUACUGCCGAACCCAGCAUGGUUUCCAGAGCCUGGUGCAGAAGGAUUGGGUGAUGGCUGGUCACCGCUUCUACAGCCGUAUGAACUACCACCGUGAUAACGACAAAGAAGAGGCUCCGGUCUUUCUUCUCUUUUUGCACUGCGUGUGGCAGCUGUGGUCUCAAUAUCCCUCUCGCUUCCAGCUGACGGAGGACUUCCUGUUAGCCUUGCAUGACAGUAUCCACCUGCCCCUUUUUUCCAGCUUCUUGGCAAACUGUCAGAGAGAACGAUGCAAGCGCUCCCAGAACCAGGGGCAGUCCUACACACCUGUCAAAGGAUGGAGAGAUGAACUCCCUCAAGAUCCGUCCGCAGACCUAUGUGACCCUCCUCUGCCCCCCGUGUGGGACUGGGCCCUGCAAUACAGUAAACACAGACAAGAGAGCUUUACCCAACCGGUCGCCACAACAACCGUGCACCAGCCAUUGCUCAAUGGAAAUCUUAAUAUUAAAAAGGACCAACACAAGCUGACUGAAACCAUACCUGGUUCAGUCUUUCUCUUUUCUCGAGGAACAUUCUCCUGUCCGCCUAACUUGCUUCCCUGGCGCACCAGCAGUUCGGGAGUCUACAAAAAGAGCCACCGGAGGGCACUGUCGUCUGAGGGCAUGCCUGGAUUGGAGAAGUUGCUGAAAGCCUGGGCCUUGGCUGAUUUUCCUCAGAGCCUCUCGUGCAACUCGGAACCUCGAAGACCAUGUGACCCGUCCGAGCCCUUACUGCCUCUGCUUUUAGGGCCCUGCAUGGGACUUUGGAGGGAGUGCUUCCUCCGAGGGGCGCUCCAUGCUCAGGCUUUCUCACACCCCAUUUCUGCCAACCACCCCCACCCUGUGGAGCGAUUAGCAAAGGAGGUACGGCAUCUGAAACACCAGCUGGCCAAGUUUGCCUCCGGCACGGACACCAAACCUCCCGUAAAGUCGAGCGAGCAGCGGCCAACAGACACCAACUCAAACCAAAACGCCAACAACAGCACUUUCCUGUUCUCAGCUUCAAGACCUCACGGCACUUGCGCACUCAGACCGGUACCUGCUCCUACAGCCACCCACCCCCAGACCUCCAGGGGUUGUCCGCCAGCCACCGCUCCGACUUCCAGGCCCAGUGACAGGGACAGCAGUGUCAGCAAGCACACCUUUCUGUUUGGGCGUUCGUCAUCAGCAGAGGCUUGUCCUGGCCAAAGGCACUAUCCCACAAAGGUACACAAAGGCAGUGGCUCCGCAGCUUCAUGAAUUCUGACCUUGGACAUACACGUACUGAUAAACAUGAGCACUGGUCAAAGCCUCUGAGACGAUAUAUAUAUACAGUGUCAAAUCUGAUGUGAACCAUAAACGCAGCAGAAAGGGAAACGUGUAGAGUAGAAACGAGAACUACCGUAAUUUCCGGAACUAUUGAGCGCACCUGAAUAUAAACCACACCCACUAAAUUUAAAAAGAAAAAAAAUGAUUGUACGUAUAUAGGCGGCACUUCUCUAUAAACUGCAGGUGUUCCUAUUUUAACUUUUUUUUUUUUCACUUUUAAUUAAAUAAAUGCUUUUUUUCCGAACAGUGCCUGUAACACGGCUGGUUACACGUUACGCUCUUUCCUGCUUCGGCGCCCCGACC